AUGCCUGUUAUCACUACUGAGGAGGCGGCUGCUGCUACUGUGACUACUGAUAAUACGCCUGUUAUCACUACUGAGGAGGAGGAAGCGGCUGCUACUGUGACUACUGAUAAUACGCCUGUUAUCACCACUGAGGAGGCGGCUGCUGCUACUGUGACUACUGAUAAUACGCCUGUUAUCACCACUGAGGAGGCGGCUGCUGCUACUGUGACUACUGACAAUACGCCUGUUAUCACCACUGAGGAGGCGGCUGCUGCUACUGUGACUACUGAUAAUACGCCUGUUAUCACCACUGAGGAGGCGGCUGCUGCUACUGUGACUACUGAUAAUACGCCUGUUAUCACCACUGAGGAGGCGCCUGCUGCUACU
Molecule: messenger RNA, 366 nt
Organism: Perkinsus marinus ATCC 50983
Lineage: Eukaryota; Perkinsozoa; Perkinsida; Perkinsidae
Product: merozoite surface protein-1, putative
Exons: 1
Source: RefSeq, a predicted model, not a curated record